This is a messenger RNA of Myxocyprinus asiaticus (Chinese sucker), 1101 nucleotides long. RefSeq names its product T-cell surface glycoprotein CD3 gamma chain-like. Bases 276 to 800 code for a protein of 174 amino acids. Gene Ontology annotation, biological process: positive thymic T cell selection; cell surface receptor signaling pathway. The transcript has 6 exons. Gene Ontology annotation, cellular component: membrane; external side of plasma membrane; alpha-beta T cell receptor complex. Gene Ontology annotation, molecular function: transmembrane signaling receptor activity. The record is from RefSeq and is a predicted model, not a curated record. Lineage: Eukaryota; Metazoa; Chordata; Actinopteri; Cypriniformes; Catostomidae.
ACACACACACACACACAUACACACACACUCACACACACUCUCACACACUCUAUCACACACUCACACACACACACACACACUCACACGAGUUUGGUGUUGUGAGUUUUUCCUUUAUUGCAGAUGAUCGGUAUGAAGUUCAGUGAAACUCUGAGCUGUCGUCUUUCUUCAUCUUUGACUUCCUGCCCGUCACAAACAGUCACAGUUUCAGUGUUUAAAGUCACUCGUCGUCUUGAGACUCACAGGACAGACAGUGAGAGUGAAGAACAGAAAGAGAGAUGGAUGGAAGAUAUUUCAUGUGUUUGUUCUGUCUGCUGGUGACUGUGAGCGCACAAGGCGACACUGGAAAAGACAAAUCUAUGAUCAAAGCUACAGCUAUUGAUGGCGAUAAUGCAGUUAACCUCACAUGUGACGGAGGAAUCUGGACAAACAAUGAAAACUUCAUCAUAGUUGAAAAAUAUGGAGAAUACACCUGCACUAAAACUGAUGAAGAGGAUGUAAAAGAAACGAUUACUGUCAAAUUCAGAAGAAGUGAAGAUUUGAUCCAGCUGGACACUCCGGCGUUUGUCAGUAUAUUAUUGAGUGACAUCGCAGUGACCGCUCUGAUUGGCUGGGCCAUUUACAGCAUCUGUGCUCAACCGAAAACUAAAAGCAGCUACCAGGGCAACAAAGCCUCUGACAGGCAGGUUUUAAUCAAUCAUACAGAUGGACAAACUUAUCAGCCGUUGAGCGCCGGCCGCACAGACGAGUACAGCACGCUACACGGAGCCAGAAAGAAUAAAAGAGGAAAUCAGGGGGUUUAAUAACAUAAAGACAAUGUUUAGCUUUUCAUCCUUUUCAUUUCUGUUUUCAAAUCUGUUUAUUGAGCUGAAACACUGAAUGUGCCGCAGUGAUGCACACUUUCCUCACACUUUUAAUUAAUGCUUUUACAUGUGUUUUGCAAUCAAACAGCAAUUUCUGCAAUUCAUUAGACACAGAUUCAUUACAGAUAUAAAGUGCUUUUAUUUGAAAUAUUUUGUAAUUAAAUGUUGCGCUUGUAAUCUCUUUUCUUCAUCAGAAAUAUCCUGAUAUAAUGUGUUUCUGCUAAUAAAACUGUGUGAUUAA